This is a messenger RNA of Aegilops tauschii subsp. strangulata, 1175 nucleotides long. RefSeq lists its product as uncharacterized. NCBI's taxonomy places the organism in Eukaryota, Viridiplantae, Streptophyta, Magnoliopsida, Poales, Poaceae. The record is from RefSeq and is a predicted model, not a curated record.
UCCAUUUUACUUUUGGGGUUUUAAUGGUGUUGUAAUGUAUUUCCUUGCUUGUAGAAGUGUAAAUAUAUAUUAGCUAGCCCUGUAGAAUCGUUCAUAGCAACUUGCCCUAUGUAUGAAGGUUACACACUAUGCUUACAACCAGGAUUAUGUUAUAUAGAGAGGACUACCUUCAUAAUCCCAUUACUGCAAACACGCCAACAUUCUCAAACAUGAGAAUGGUUACCGCAGCUUCCAUCAUGUGCAUUUGCCUCAUCGUCCACGUUGUUCUCUUAGCAACCACGGCGGUCGCCAGGACCACCACGACCUUCCCCACGUCCGACGUCACCAACGCCACGGCGGCGGCCAACAGCAACACCGCAAACGGCGUCGAGUCCCCUGCAGCGACGGCAGCGCUCAACAGCUCGGAUCAGUACAUCUGCUACCUCUGCCGCCAGCGUAACACCCUGAUGAUGAAGUGGUGUCCCCUCUACAAGGACGACUGCCACCUCGCAUGCCUGUCCUCCACGUCCCCUAUCCGCCACCCCCAGCUGUACCCCGCCGCCGACGUCGAAGGUAGGAAGAGCACGCUGGGAACCGGCCCUGGCGGCUCGAACGUCGACGACUGCUACGUCAUGAAGCUGUACCCGGAUGGCAGGUGGGUCAUAACCGUCGCGGUCAGCUGCAAGGCGGUGGCGGGCUGCUACCUCGUGUGCAGCCAUGGAGACGCGGCGCUUGGGAGCAGAGCCGACGACACCACCCCGGCCUUGGCCAGGGGGUCGCCGUUGCCCGGCGCCUCCGAAUUCCAGCGGUGCGGCGAUCAGUUCCCGGCGCGCGCGGCAGGCAACGGCGUCUAAGGCUCUAAACCACGGCCAUAUGAUUCGGUUUAGAUGGUUUCUAUCGGCUUAAGCGAGAUUUAAGCAUCCAGUUUCUCGCGGGGCAGACAAGAAAAAUUCUUCCAUCGCAGUUCUAAUUAAUCAUGAGUCCGUGGUUUGUUUUCGAUCGCCUCUCCUCGUUUUGUGGCAGAAAGCAACUCGGCGACUCGGUGAUUUGUUUUUCCGGAUAUGGCUGUGGCACACACUGUUUAAGUUCAACAGCAUCUAUUGCCUUCUGAGCUAAGGUGAGUAGGUGACCAUGCAUGAAUUCGGGCCGGUUUACUGCUUGGAGUUUUCUCACAGGUCUCCUGGUCGGUCGAUUCA